GGGGCCGUUCCUCCCCGCCGCUCCCCGAGGGCAGCGAACCGCCGCCGGCCCCGCGCCGAGGGAACCGGCGCGUCUUUGCCGUGAAGGCGCGGGUGCCCCCGGCCGCUGAGGGGAAGGCAGGGGAAGGGGGUGCCUCUUCCAGCCCCCGGACAAAAAGGAAAAAAUGGCUAUAGCUGCCGUGAGCGAGGCGGAAACCCGGCUGUGCGGCAACUGCAAAAAGGAUAUUCCUGCUGCUAAUUUCAUCAUUCACGAAAUCCACUGCAGCAGAAAUAUUGAAGUAUGCCGCUACUGCAGUGAAUCAAUCCCAAAGUCUGAAAUGAAGAACCAUAUUGAGUCCGAACAUGUGCAGGUUACCUGCAAGUGUAGGAUGAAGAUGGAAAACAGUCUCUUGAAGGAUCAUGAGGCGUCAGCGUGCCCUCUGCGUCCUGCCCUCUGCCAGUACUGUGACAUACAGCUUACUUUCAACAAACUCCAGGAGCACGAACUCUACUGCGGAGCAAGGACCGAGCUGUGUGCUGGCUGCGCUCGUAACAUCAUGCUGAAAGAUCUGAAGGAGCAUCCUUGGGUCUGUGGGCGAGAGGAGAAACAAGAAAGAGGAAGCAGAACGGUGCCUCGCUUGGAGGAGGAGGAGGAGGCGGCAGAUUUGCACUUCCUUCGAGCCAUCAGAAACCGGCUAAGAUCAGAGGGUGAACUGGAGCAGCUGGAGAAAAACGAAAACACUCAUUCUUCGCUUUAUGAAGAGUGGAACGCCGAUCUAGACUACGUGUUGGCUCUUAGCCUACAAAAUGAGAAUAAUCCUCACAGUAAUACUGCAGCUGAAAUUCCCAGCGACUCCUGGGAAAACUACUACACCAAAGGGUCUGUGCCAUCUGCCCAUCUUAAUGAAACAGAUGAGUCGAGUAUCUUCUCCUGUGACUCUAUAGUGUCUUUUAGCACAUCAAACCACAUAAAAAGCGAUGAGGUCAUCAUGCUGCCGUGUGAAUUUUGCGAGGAGCUCUACCCUGCCGAGGAUCUGAUUCUUCACCAGACAGGUUGUAACCCAGCAAGUGCCUUUGCCUCGUUCAGUAAAAGGAGUUCUUCCCCAAACCUGCGAGAAUAUGAUGGCCUGCGUGCUCUUGGGUCCAAAAACCGAAGGUCUCUCUUUUCAUCCCAGCCCCAAGCUGUCCGGGCAAAAGGAAACAUGAUGUUUCCAUGUGAAUUUUGUGGUAUCCAGCUAGAAGAGGAGAUGCUCUUUCAUCACCAGCACCACUGCGAUCUGCGCCCGGCCAGCCCUGCUGCUGCCUUUCCCUUGCCACCUCCAGCCAACAGUGAGAGAAGAGAAUCGCCAGAGCCGGCUCGGAGACGGACCAGACACCAAGGUGUGGGCAAAGCACGGCCUUAGGCAUGCUCUUCUUUGUUUGCAGGAACACGCUGUGUGUACCCAGCCAAAGAGAUGUUGUUACUCUGUUGUUGAGCGUGGCCAGAGAAGGGCAACAGAGCUGGGGCAGGGUCUGGAGC
This is a messenger RNA of Athene cunicularia (burrowing owl), 1497 nucleotides long. RefSeq names its product TRAF-type zinc finger domain containing 1 (gene TRAFD1). The transcript has 8 exons. The record is from RefSeq and is a predicted model, not a curated record. The coding region runs from base 164 to 1381 and encodes 405 amino acids. NCBI's taxonomy places the organism in Eukaryota, Metazoa, Chordata, Aves, Strigiformes, Strigidae.